GGCUCGGACGCACCUGGCGGCAGGUGGGGCAGGAGGAAGGAGCCAGCGGCGGGGGCUGCUCAGCGGGGCGAUGCUGCGGGAUCGGACUCUCCGGCUGCAGUAUGGGAGCCGCAUGGAGGCGGUGUGUGUGCUGGGCACCCAGAUCUCCGCCGACGUGUUCGGAGCGGCUCCCGCAGGCGCUGUGUCGUUCAGCGUGAAGCACACGGCUGGGGUUCAAGUUGAAGUUAUUACUGAUGAUCAAUCGCAGGUGGCCCCCGCCAAUGGAGGGAAGCAGUGGCCUCUUGACCACAGGACGAUCCUGAAACUCAGCAUGAACAAAGCCAGUACAGAGGCCAAUGACAACAAGGUAACGGUGAACUAUUACGGCGAGAAUGGAGGGCCUCCCAUAGACCAAGCUGGUGUCUUCCUGACAGGCGUUGGGAUCUCUCUGGACGUCGACGCAGAUCGCGAAGGAGUGGUCGAAAAGAACAACCCGAGGAAGGGAACCUGGACAUGGGGCCCAGAUGGGCAAGGAGCCAUCCUGCUGGUGAACUGCGACAAGGACAACCCUUUUAUCUCUGGACUGGAUUGCGACGAUGAAAAAAUCUUCAGCAAAGAAGAUUUGCAGGACAUGUCUCGGAUGAUCUUGAGAACCGAAGGCCCCCAACGACUGCCUGCUGGGUAUGAAAUGGUUCUCUACAUUCCUAUGUCUGACUCUGACAAAGUAGGAGUCUUUUAUGUGGAGAAUCCUUUCUUUGGUCAGCGUUACAUCCAUGUCCUGGGUAGGAGAAAGCUGUAUCAUGUGGUGAAAUACACAGGUGGAUCUGCAGAGCUGGAGUUCUUCGUGGAGGGUCUCCGCUUCCCGGAUGACACCUUCCCUGGGCUGGUCUCCAUCAACAUCAGCCUUCUAGAGUCAUUAACUGAGGGGAUUCCACGGGCUCCGAUUUUCACAGACACGGUCGUUUUCCGAGUUGCUCCGUGGAUAAUGACUCCAAACACCUUGGCACCAGUCAACGUUUUUGUAUGCAGUGUGAAGGAUAAUUAUCUUUUCCUGAAGGAAGUGAAGAGCUUAGUGAGCAAAGCCAAUUGCGACCUGAAGGUCUGCUUUGGGUACAUGAAUCGUGGAGACCGCUGGAUGCAGGAUGAAAUCGAGUUUGGCUACAUACAUGCUCCUCACAAAUGCUUCCCUGUGGUUCUGGACUCUCCCAGAGAUGGGGACCUGAAAAACUUCCCCAUCAAAGAGAUUCUGGGCCCAGACUUUGGCUAUGUGACCAGGGAGCCUCUGUUCGAGGUUGUCACCAGUCUCGACUCCUUCGGCAACCUGGAAGUCAGCCCUCCGGUGACCGUCAACGGGAAGGCGUAUCCCCUGGGGAGGAUCCUCAUUGGAAGCAGCUUCCCCACAUCUGCUGGGAGGAGGAUGACCAAAGUGGUGAGAGACUUCCUCUAUGCUCAGCAAGUCCAGUCACCUGUGGAGCUCUACUCUGACUGGCUGACCGUGGGUCAUGUGGAUGAAUUUGUGACCUUUGUGCCCCUUCCUGACAAAAAGCAAUUCCGGAUGCUUAUGGCCAGCACGUCGGCCUGCUACAAGCUCUUCCGAGAGAAGCAGAAGGAGGGCCAUGGGGAAGCCACCAUGUUCAAAGAUUAUCCUUCUUUUCUCUCCCCCCCCCGCCCCCAGCGCUGCAUUGACUGGAACAGAGACAUCCUCAAGAAAGAGCUGGGGCUGACUGAAAAAGACAUCAUAGACCUCCCGGCGCUCUUCAAGAUAGACAAGAUGGGCAAAGCCAUGGCAUACUUCCCCAACAUGGUGAACAUGAUUGUCCUAUCUCGAGACCUGGGAAUCCCAAAGCCGUUCGGGCCAAUCAUCGAGGGAGAUUGCUGCUUGGAAGCACAUGUCCGUGCUCUGCUGGAGCCACUCGGGCUGAUGUGCAGCUUCAUCGAUGACAUCUCCUCCUACCAUAAGAUGCUGGGAGAGGUCCACUGCGGCACCAAUGUUCAUCGCAAGCCCUUCUCCUUCAAGUGGUGGCAUGUGAUUCCCUAGCCACCGAGCAGGGUGAGAUUCCUGCAGUCGAAGCUCACUUGGACACAGAUUUUUUUGUUGAUUGGUUGGUUGUUUGUUUGAGGUUGGUCAAGUUAAUCGCUAGAACUUUGGUAUGGCGUCUCGGUGCCUUGCUUUGGCAGUUGUGUGUGUGAUGUGUUUCACCCAUUCUGUGGGAAGGUCCUCCAGCCACACGCCAUUCUAGUUUGCAUGCCGCAGGUCCCAGCCCAUUCCAUCCUUGGUUUCUUCAAGACCUUGGAGGUUGUGGCAGCUGGAGGUUCAACUGAUCAGGGGCAUUAUACCAAAAAAAUAUUUACAGAAACAAUGGUAGCAAAAGCCAUCUUCUGCUGAGUUCUGAUGGAAAUGAUUUGUAAUCAUGAUAAUAAAAUGGAGAAAAUGUGGAAA
This is a messenger RNA of Chelonoidis abingdonii (Abingdon island giant tortoise), 2419 nucleotides long. The record is from RefSeq and is a predicted model, not a curated record. NCBI's taxonomy places the organism in Eukaryota, Metazoa, Chordata, Testudines, Testudinidae.